UGACGUCAUGCGGCAACCUGCCUGGUGGCUGCCGGGGCGCGGCAGAGCUGGCGACGCCUGCGCGCGGGACGCUAGCGGCGCGGACCCGAGCGGCCAUGUACGACCCCGAGCGCGGCUGGAGCCUGUCCUUCUCGGGCGGCGGAUUCCUGGCCUUCUACCACAUUGGGGCGACGCGCUGCCUGAGCGAGCGCGCCCCGCACCUCCUGCGCGAUGCGCGCAUGUUCUUCGGCUGCUCGGCGGGGGCGCUGCACGCGGUCACCUUCCUGACCGGGCUCCCGAUGGACCGGAUUCUGCAGAUGCUCAUGCACAUUGUCCGCAAGGCCAGGGCAAGGAGCAUGGGCACCCUCCACCCGUAUUGCAACCUGAGCAGUAUCCUGCAGGAGGGGCUCCAGGAGAUCCUCCCGGACAACGUGCACCAGCUCAUCUCCGGCAGAAUCUGCAUCUCGCUCACCAGAGUGUCGGACGGGCAGAACGUGCUGGUGUCCGACUUCCAAUCCAAGCAGGAAGUACUGGAUGCCUUGCUGUGUUCCUGCUUCAUCCCCUUCUUCUGUGGCUUAAUCCCUCCGACCUUCAGGGGUGUGCGUUACGUGGAUGGAGGUGUGAGCAACAACCUGCCGGUCCUGGACUCCCAGACGACCAUCACGGUGUCCCCCUACUAUGGGGAGUGUGACAUCUGCCCGAAGAUCAAGUCCACGAACUUCAUGCAGGUGACCGCUGGCAACCUGAGCUUCCGCCUGUGUCUGGGGAACCUCUACCUCCUCUCCAGGACCAUGUUCCCUCCCAACCUCAAGGUGAUAGGGGAGCUCUGCCUCCGAGGCUACCUGGACGCACUCCGCUUCUUGGAGGAGAAAGGCAUCUGCAAUGGGCCCCAGCCCAGCCUGACGUUCUCCAAGCGAGAGCAGAAGCCGGAGGUCGCAGCGCACAGCUGGGAAGGCCCAGUGCAGGGCCUGGCCGAGGUCGGUGAGCUGCUGGACCACCUGCGUCUCAGCAUCAGGCCCUGGGACGAGCGCAUCCUGGAGUCCCUGUCGCCCUCGCUCACUGUAGUCCUGAGCAAACUAAUUAAAGACUCCGGCGGUUUCCUGAGCAAAGUCAGCAACCUGCUGCCCGUGCGGAUCUUGACCUACGCCAUGCUGCCCUGCACACUGCCUGUGGAGUCUGCAAUUGCCAUCGUCCACAGACUGGUGUUGUGGCUCCCGCAUGUCCCUGAUGAUGUCCGUUGGCUGCAGUGGCUGACAUCCCAGGUCUAUGCCCGUGUGACCACAUGUCUGCUCCCUACUUCCAGGUCCCAGAUGUCAGGGAGCAGCCACCCGUGAACCCCGGAAGGUGGUGUUGCAGGCUUAGACUGCAAGGGGCCAGCAGGGGGCGCUCCCGCCUGGGUCCAGCUUGUCCCUCCACUACACAGCAUCUUUGGGGAGAGGGACCUGCCUUCCCUGCUUUCCCAGAAAAGGGUCUUAGGGUUAUUUGAGGAGGUACCUGAUGACCCUUCCUGAGGUCCUGAGCCUUCCCACCUUGCCCAGAUGUCCUGCUGUUUGUGAGCUCAAGGUCCCCGCCUCUCUCCCGGAUUGAUUUGUCCCUUACCCAUGGCUUUGGUGGUGGGCAGCCGGGCGUCCGUGCACAUGCAACUCUGGUAUUUAAGCUUCAGUUGGCUCUGUGGGUUGGGCAGUGUCACAGGAAGCCUGGCACAGAGGCUCUGACGGCUGUGUCUGUCACAGCCCCCUCCUGGCUGGGCAGUACCGAGGACGGCCUCGGUGUGGACAGCAGGGGCCGUGAGCCCUGACCUUGCUCUGGCGGUCAUCAGGGCAGGGGCCUGGGUGUGGGCUUCUGGCGCUGUUAGAGCCUCUGAGGGCCGGCCUGAGCGGUUAACUGUUAUGAUGGUACAGACACCAGCUUUGGGUUCUUCCGGGAAAGCCCUCCCCAGCCCAUGGGAUUCCAGGGGCCUUCCCUCUACCCAUCUUUUAAAUUGUUUUUCACCCUUCUUAUAAUGCGUAUGUGUAAUAUCUGUCUGCUGUUAAAUAACAGGACAGAGUCCAGAGCUUUGGCACUAAGCCGCACAUGCCCUGUGUUUGUGUAUUUUGAGAGAGUCUUACUGCAUUAACCCCCUGGGCUCAGAGCCCCCUGCUCUAGCCACCUGGGUGCUGGAACGACAGGGGUAUGGCACUUUGUCUGGCUAGGAUCUUUUUUUUAAAUUGCUGGGCUCAAACCCAGGGCCUCACCCGUGCCAGGCAGGCUGUCCACCGCCGAGCAGACCCCGCCUCCUUUGUGUGACGAAGGGGAACACUGGGGAAGCAUCGCUGGCAUCCCUUUGCCCCGUGCCUUAGAUGCCGCUCUGCCCACUGGAAGUUGCUGUCAGCACGGGAAUCCUUGCUGACCCUCCCACCCUGCAAGCGGUGCAUACACUGGGCUGUGAAGCUCCGCUCAGGAUAGGACACUUAGUGUCCGGGAACAGCGGAUCGUGUUUUUAUUUGUAGACAGAAAACUAGGUGCAGAAAGCGAGCCCCCCCUCUGGCAGAGGACCGAGGGAAUGUUUUACACUUACCAUUUUGCUGUUAUUUGUGAUGGUACUGUUUGUGGUGCUUUCUGAAUUUCUCUGCUAAACACGUAUUUCUUUCAGCCUUGGAGGAUGGUUCACAAUAAAUGUGAUUUUUAAAACACA
Molecule: messenger RNA, 2653 nt
Organism: Cavia porcellus (domestic guinea pig)
Lineage: Eukaryota; Metazoa; Chordata; Mammalia; Rodentia; Caviidae
Gene: Pnpla3
Product: patatin like phospholipase domain containing 3
Exons: 9
Coding region: 96-1313 (405 amino acids)
Biological process (GO): lipid homeostasis; triglyceride catabolic process
Cellular component (GO): cytoplasm; lipid droplet; membrane
Molecular function (GO): triacylglycerol lipase activity
Source: RefSeq, a predicted model, not a curated record